This is a messenger RNA of Brenthis ino (lesser marbled fritillary), 3186 nucleotides long. NCBI's taxonomy places the organism in Eukaryota, Metazoa, Arthropoda, Insecta, Lepidoptera, Nymphalidae. The record is from the annotation of a GenBank genome assembly.
AUGCAACUAUCUAACGCACAACCAGUAUUCAAAUUUGAAUUGAAUCAUAAAGUUACACCUGGUAUCGUUACAAUUGCAAAAUAUGAUGGGACUCAUUCUUGUCUUACAGCAUCAGCCGGAUAUGAUAAAAUUAUAAUUCACCAUCCUCAUGGUGGUAUGAUAAGUGGUCGAGCUCAACGGUCACAAGCUCAUGGAGAGGUCUCCGAAUUAAACCUUAGUCAAGCAGUAAUAGCUUUAACCGCAGGCCAAAUAAAGCCUGAAUGUAACAGAGAUAUUCUUCUUAUCGGAUCCCCAACACAAAUUUUAGCGUAUGAUGUUCAUGACAACUCCGAUCUAUUUUUUAAAGAAGCUCAAGACGGCGUUAAUGUUAUUAUUGUGAGUCAUUUUGGUAAAUAUAAUGAGAUGCUGGUAAUAGUUGGCGGUAACAGCUCUGUGCUUGCGCUUAAUUCAAAAGGGGAUGAAAUAUUUUGGAACGUUGUCAGCGGAAAAGUUUGCGCAAUGAUUACUUUUGAUUUUGACAAGGACGGCGAAAAUGAGUUACUAAUUGGCUGUGAGGAUUCUUACAUAAGAGUAUUGAAGAAUAAUCAAUUUAUUAUGGAACUCGCUGAAACAGGUCCCGUCCUUUGUUUAUCUCAAAUUAGUGAAGUAAGGUUUGCCUAUGGAUUAGCAAAUGGUACUAUAGGUAUUUAUGAAGAAGGUAUUAGAUUAUGGAGAGUUAAGUCUAAGCAAAACGCUAUUUCACUUCAAUGGUCUGGAGAUAAACUUGCAUGUUGCUGGACCAAUGGUAGAAUAGAUUGGAGAGAUGAUACUGGACGAGUUUUACAUCGUGUACAGAUGCGUUCAAAUGGCGCAGCGAUGUUGCUUGCUGAUUAUCGACUAACUGGUAUACCAGACCUUGUUUGUAUUUCAGAUAAAGGAGAAGUGUUAGGAUAUCCUCCUCAUCAAGAAAAUGUAAGCUCGAACACAAUUUCUAAUAAGUUUCCUUCAGAGGAAGAUCGAUUAGCAGUUACAGAACUAUUAAACAAAAAACAGGCUCUAAUGGUAGAGUUACAGCAUUAUGAAGCUAAUGCUGCAAGUCUCAAUCAAGAACCAGAGAUGUCAAAUACUGCCAUGCCCACAAAUACAAGAUUACAAGUAGCUGUAGCAGCCGACACAGAAGAAGGGUGCCUUCAGCUGGCAAUAUCAACAAAUAAUGAAACUAUUGUACGAGCUGCUUUAGUGUUAGCUGAAGGUAUCUUCGAGUCUGGUGAGACUUUGGCUAGACAUCCUGAUCAAGGACAAUUAAAGUCUAUACUUUAUAUACCUUUAAAGCCUCCGCGGGAUGUGUCAGUUGAUGUCCACAUAAAGACUUUAGUGGGUUAUGCCGACAGCGAGCAAUUUCAUAUUUUUGAACUCACAAAACAGUUGCCUCGAUUUGCUAUGUAUGUGUUAGUUGAGUCAUCUAUAAUAAAAACCAACAAUGAAAGCUAUGUUACAUUCCAAAUAACUGAAAGAAUUCAGAGAAUUUGCAUUUGGGUAAAUCAAAAUUUCCUCGUAGAUGACGAAAUUGAGCUAGAUAACGAUGAAAUGCGUGAACUACAUAUCAGUUUUUUAUGUCUAAGGGAUAAGUCACGCCUCAAUUUAGAUUUUGGAUCAGAUGGCAAAGUAAAAUUUUCGACUCAAGAUAUAAUGCUCGCUGGUAAUCUGAUACAGAGCUUAGCAAUAUAUCUAAAUUUGACUGAUCUGCAGCGUGGUUUUAGGCUUACGGCUUACCUGUCAUUCCUGUCACGAUUAAAUAAUUCAGAAGCUUUCCCGAAGCGGCAAGUGUUAAAUUCUAAUCAAAAGUUGGUUUAUUUGGCAAAAAUGGUUGAAAAUAACGAAGUUGAGUUGUCUGAAGCUGAAGCAGAACAGUAUGAUCGUCAAAUCCGUUUAUGGGGAUUGGAAUCUCAAAAAAGGUUGCGAGCUUCAAAAGUUUUGAUCAUCGGGUUGUCUGGUUUGGGUGCCGAAAUUGCUAAAAACAUAAUUCUUUCCGGCGUCAAAAGUGUAUGCUUGUUAGAUGAUGAAAAACUAAAAGAGACAGAUCUAUACUCACAGUUUCUGGCUCCACCUGAUAAAAUUGGGGAGAAUAGAGCGGAAACAUCAUUACAACGAGCAAGAGCGUUGAACCCUAUGGUAGACGUUACUGCUGAGACAAAGGCAGUCGAUAACUUACCUGAUAGUUAUUUUACGACAUUUGAUAUCGUUUGCGCAACUGGAUUAAAGCAGGAACAACUAGAACGUAUUAAUAAUAUUUGCCGUGAUAGUAACCGUAAAUUUUUAUGUGGCGAUGUUUGGGGUAUGUUUGGCUAUAUGUUCGCUGAUUUAAUCGAUCAUGAAUAUUCUGAAGAAAUUGUUCAACACAAAGCUGUCAAACGCGGUCCUGACGAUACCGAGAAAAAUGCUAGAGAAACUGUCAGUAUUACUGUGAAACGCAGAGCUAUUUAUGUGCCAUUGCAAAAUGCUCUGUCUGCUGAUUGGUCAAAACCUGAAUUACGUUCAAGAUUGCGACGUGGGGAUCCAUCUUAUUUUGUAAUGAAGAUCCUCUUAAGAUUUAGGGAUGAGUACAAUAGAAAUCCUGAUCCAGCUAAAAGGAAAGCUGAUACUGAAAUAUUAUUGCGAAUGCGCGAUGAACUUGUGAAAGAGCUCUCUUUGCCUGUUGGAUUUAUAAGUGAUGCUUUGUUAACAGAUGUAUUUGGAAUAGUGUCAGGUGCUGCAGCAGUAGUAGGUGGUGUUAUAGGUCAAGAAGUAGUGAAAGCUUCAACAGCUCGAUUCCCAGCUGCAGAAGAGAAAUUACGACAGGAAAUGACCAUUGUUUCGGAAAUAGGUGAUACUAGACAAAGGCUAGCUGUUGAAACAGCUGAAAAAGCUCAACUUAUCACAGCAUUGUUACCUGCGGCUCAAGAUGCAGCAAGCUUUGACUUGAAAGAGAUGUUAAAUAGAUACAAAGAAGUGAUAUUAUUAAACGAAGAGUUGCUAACGAGUUGUCACGUGCGUCGCGCCACGCAAGAGCAAGCGAUGGCGUCACUUCAAAAUCUUCAUACUAUUUUGCAACAAGCAGCUAGACUACGAGUUGGAAAAUACAGCAAAGCAGUAGUGACAGCUUGUAGAAAAGCAGUAACAGAUAACAAUAUUGAAGCCUUAGUUAAGAUACUACAAGUGGGUGAUACA